AUGACCACCCCGACGAAAAACUUCAGCCUGCGCAACGUGAAUACAAGUAGGCCUCAACUUGCCAGAUCAGAAUCCCGACAAUCUAUAGCUGCAUCAGACGACUACUAUUCGUUCUCAGAUCAAGCUUCUUCUACUCCUGACAGUCUUAUAACUGUCAGGGUAUUCAUGACUCCCAACUCCCAUCCCUCGUCCCGGCCACCAUCACUCGCUAUGUCGCAUAUGCAACUUGCCGAAGAGGAGUAUGAGUCCCCGCGUCCACCCACUUCCAGUACUGUCCGCUUUGGAGAAGAAAGAAUAUCUCGCAUCAGCCCCUUAUCCGACAGGACAGCUUCAGAGGAGACUGCUCGUCGAGUUCCCAGUGACUACGCAGGUCCACCCCCUACUCCAGGCCUGGAUGACACCCCAUACGUCCGGUUUGCAAUCGACCAGCUCACCCAGGACCGAGCUCGGGGAAUCCAAAGACACGACUCAGUUUCUACGACAACUACAGGUGACUAUCCAAAUGAUCGUUUGGUAUGGGAUGAAGGGCUCGGCUACUUCACACGCACACGAACUCCCAUUCGACAUGACACGCCCCCUGUGAAUCAAUCGUACACAUCUCCAUCUCCUGUCCAAGCUUUGCCGCAAAGGCCAACGUCUGUGGAUCCCGAAUCGUUUAUUCCCGUUGAUCCACCUGAGCAGAGCUUGAUGUAUCCUCCUUUGGAUUACGUGCCCAUUGUCUUGCGGCCGUGGGCGCUGGCUUUGGCGAUAUUUUGCUGUCUGCUCAUGAUCGCGGGUGUGGUUUUCUGCAAUGUAUGGUCCCAUGGUCAUAGCGGCUUAUGGAACUACAUUCGUCAAGGCGACUCACGAUAUUUUGUGAUGCAAUUCCUACCACAAAUUCUCGCCGCACCGAUCAUCAUUUGGUCGUUCGUCAUCCAGGCUGCGGUGUAUCGGAUAGCGCCUUUUGCUAUAAUGUCAGCAGAGCGACAACGAGGACUUGUCAUGCAUCGUUUACCUAUCCUCUCACAGAAUUUUCUGCUUCCUGAUCUCUCCCACUUUCAACAUGGCGAGCCGUUGCUAGGAUUCUCUUUAUUCUCAAUUUGGCUUGCCAACUUCUUCGCCUUGCCUCUCCUCAGCUGUCUCUUCCAGGCAAAGUACUAUAUCAUUGGUGGACAGGGUGUCUGGAGAUGGACCUCAGUUCAAUCUGUGGGCUGGACAUUGGUGGGGUUAUAUGGUGUUUUAACAAUUGGGUUGUUCCUCCUUUCCCUGCGUUUCGGUCGCGGUUGGACCGGCUUGAUGUGGGAUCCUGUGAGUCUGGCAGACUUGAUCUCUAUUAUCCAACGGUCGAAUAUCCUGCACGAUUUCGAGCACUCUGAGACAGUCCCGUCUGUGCAAGAGUCGCUUGAUCCCCGUAUCUUGCGAUUAGGCUACUGGAAAAUCUCGAGCAAGCCCGAAAUCUUCUACGGAAUGGGAGAAGUCAAUGCUCCUGUGCGCAGCCCAUCACUUCAUCAGACUGGAAAGAGUCGGGACAGCCAGCCACAAGGACUUGUCCCGGUCUAUUAUGACGUUGAGCAGCAUGGUGCAGCCGCCGACGAUUCACCUGAUGGUCACCUUUAUCCGCCUUUCACCCGAUACCGUUGGACACCUUGGUUCUUACGCAGCCUCCCAGUAUUUGUGUGGAUUACCAUUGUCUUCGCCCUGUUUAUCGCCUUUGUUUCCGUCAGCUUUAUCAACAACGCCAUCGAGGGCGGCUUCCCUCCUAGGCUUCCAACAUUACCAUCGACCAAUGGUUUCUCCUCGUCCAAUUUCCUAUACAGCUUCGUCCCUACAUUGAUUGGCAACGUCCUCUUCCUCGCCUGGCAGCCCAUCGAUGUAUACUUCCGAGCCCUCCAGCCAUUCGCUGAGCUCUCAUCCCCCGGCGGCGCAUCUGCCGAGCAGAGCAUCCUCCUCGCCUACCCAUCCGCUUUCCCGUUCCAGGUCACCAUCCAAGCCAUCAUCAACCGCCACUUCAAAAUUGCCUGGAUAUCCCUCAUGAGCCUGCUAUCUCUCGCAAUUCCCAUUCUCGCCGGUGGCGUCUUCAUCGCCCUCUGGUAUCCCAAUCACAACGACAUCCGCAUUUCCGCUCUCAUGCCUGCAUUCUACGCUUUGAUCGUCUUCUGUGGCCUAUAUGCCUUAUCCUUCCUGGCGAUCUGGCCCGGCCGUCGCCGCUAUCUCCCUCACGACAUCACGACCUUAGCUGAUUUGAUGAGCUACCUAUACCAGUCCCCUCUCCUAUCUGACAAGAUCCUCCGCGAACCGAGGAGCAAAACCGACCUCGUCACCCGUCUUAUCAUUGCCCCGCCAGCAGACCGCAACCUACCUUUAUAUGGCUUUGGAAUCUAUAUUGGCCGUGACGGCAAAGAGCAUCUUGGUAUUGAUCGCUUCCAUCGCCCUGGUCGGACCGAUAUGCUUAUUACCACGGGCUCAUGA
Penicillium paradoxum is the source of this 2448-nucleotide messenger RNA. RefSeq names its product DUF3433 domain-containing protein. The coding region runs from base 1 to 2448 and encodes 815 amino acids. Lineage: Eukaryota; Fungi; Ascomycota; Eurotiomycetes; Eurotiales; Aspergillaceae. The transcript has 2 exons. The record is from RefSeq and is a predicted model, not a curated record.